Molecule: messenger RNA, 2474 nt
Organism: Bactrocera oleae (olive fruit fly)
Lineage: Eukaryota; Metazoa; Arthropoda; Insecta; Diptera; Tephritidae
Biological process (GO): protein polyubiquitination; protein monoubiquitination; proteasome-mediated ubiquitin-dependent protein catabolic process
Cellular component (GO): cytosol; ubiquitin ligase complex; nucleus
Molecular function (GO): ubiquitin protein ligase activity; ubiquitin conjugating enzyme binding; cyclin binding
Source: RefSeq, a predicted model, not a curated record
UAAAACGUUUAACUUAGUAAAUGAAAUAUGUUACAACGGUUAAGUAAAUGCACUUUUAGCUUAAUAAUUUUCGGGCUAACACCAAAACGGGGAAUACAAAUAAAAAGAAAUAAAUCACUUUUACUUCCACGAUAAGCAAGUCAACAACAAAAUGAGCUGCGCGACCGAAAACGACACAACAAUCGCUUAAGAAACUCAAAAAUAUAUACACUUUGACAAAGGCGCCCGCGUUAGUAGUGCAUGUUUGCAAAAUUUUCCCGGACCGCGGGAUUAAAGUUAAUUAAAUUUUUUUUAAAAUUUAAUUAAUGUUUUUAAACUAAUAAUAUUACUGAAUAAGCCUUUAGAAAUUCUGAAUAAUACUGUUUUAGUAAUAAUAUAUGAUAAAGAGUCCAUUCCCAGAUUGUAUCAAAUUACAUAUUUACUCUCUUGUAAUUUAUUUAAGUAAUUAUUUAGUGCAUUUUUAGAUUUUAUUUGCAUAUAUGUAUGUAUACAAUUUUAUAUCAUUUACUCGAGUUUAGAAGCAUAAUAUUGUUAAUUUCAGCGUUUAAGAAUAAACUUACUAGAAAAAAGUUUACCUCAGUGGCAGCCCUUUCCUUUUAUUUAAUCACACACUGGCACCACUCAUUAAACAAAGGCAAAUGUCAUUAAAAACGCGAAUUUGCAUUUUUAGAAUUGUCAAGCAGGAGUUGUAGAAAAAAAGUAAACGUAAACAAUUCGCCUGUCAAAUUGGUUUUCAUAAAAUAAAUAACAGUAAUAUCCAAUUUUGUUUUAUAUAAAUUAAUGUUUCGAAGUUGUUAUUUGUGAAGUCGUUUGCAGAGCAUGUCUCUGCGGUACGUUUGUGUGGAGGUGCGCCAUAACCUGCGUUGUGCCAAUGUAUUCCUCCAGUUUGACCAUAGUCUCACCGAAACGGAAUUCUUAAAAAUUGUUGUAGAAAACGAUGCAUUGACCUUUCGAGAAUACUCCACAGCGACCCGGGUGGCGCUCGGUAAAUUUUUUACCGCGGAAGCACGUACUAUAAGUAACUUGACUGUAGAAGAGUGCAAUGCCAGUUUUCGUUUAACUAUAACCAAUGAACCUGCCCAAGUUACUACAGAUAAUACAGAAAAUCGAAUAGAUAAUAAAAGGAAAAUAUAUAUAACUCCAAAGCCAAAUAUCGAAGAAGGCAGCCAGCACAUAGUUUUGUGCAAGAAUUGCAAAUGUGAACUGAGUACUACACUUCAAUGCCAAAGAGUUCGUGAAUUUCCCUCUGGAUCUAUAGACGUGAACGAAUUUUUUUGUCAUCAUGGACCAAAAUUUGAAGAAGUCUUGGUGCCACAACUUACUGACUUCUUUUAUGGCUUUCAAUUUGUUGUACUUAAUAUGGAGUUGGUACAACAGCAAGUUAAAAUGAAGGAUAAACAUGUUUACUGUCGGCGAUGUUUGCAGUACCUGGGAGAAAAUAUACUCAACGAUAAUGCCAUGAAAUUAUGGAUGGACACAUUACUCUUAAAAUGCCAACAUAACGAUAAGGACGAUACAAUAAUAAGUGUUGUUAACGAAAAAGUCACACCAACAUGUCAGCUUUUACUUAAAAUUAUUGACGAUACAUUAGUUACAGAUGUUGUUGGCGAACCAUUGCUUCAACAGAUGCACUUUUGUAAAGUUUUGCUAGAAGCCACCUUUCCGUGCCGAAAACGUAAAUAUCUGCUUUUACAAGUGCUGGAAAAACAAUUGCAGGUGCUGCGUAACAUGAACCCAUUGGCUCAUGGUAGCCAUAAUAAUAAUAAUGUGCUGCAAGUGCAACUUGAGCAAUGCAAAAGUUUUAAACUACUUUACAGACUGCUAGAUGAAACAGAAGAUGAAGGUGGAGGUGAUGACAAAAUAGGAGACAACGAUAGUGGUGAGACUAACAGUGCCAGUAGUAUUAGCAGCGAUAGCAUACUGUUAAAAAGCUGGAAAGAGGAUAUGUCUAUACAUGUGCUAAAAGUAUCACCGACACUUUUCGGCACACUACUAGAGGAGUUGGACGAAAAUGCUUUAUUGCUUCCUGAAUUGUACCGCUAUACGCACGACCAUUUUCAACUGAGUUAUAUAUUCUAUGUAGAUUAGAGAAAGAAACUUAAAUAAUGACAUGAUAUGUAUAUAGAUAUUUCGUUGUGAUAAACAGUACCACAUAUUGUGUAAUUAGAACGGCCGAUUUAAAUAUCUAUGUGUCAGUAUAUGUAUAUACUUAUAUACUUGUUUAUUUAUGUUCAAGAACUUGCAAUACGCUUACUUGGCUAAGAUUGUAAUUAACAUUUAACUAGUAUGAUUUGUCUUUAAUUUAAAAUCCUAACACAAUCAAGAGGGUAUAAUUUUAGAUGCAACUAUUUAAGACAUUUGAUAAGUUUUACUUUAUAACAUUAAUUGUUUAUAAUUCCCCGAUAUAUUUAAAGGCAAUGAUAUUCGUCGAAAACUAAUGGAAUUCUAAUAAAAAAAAAUUAAUGCUCGAAAAA